Mollisia scopiformis is the source of this 708-nucleotide messenger RNA. RefSeq names its product 60S ribosomal protein L33. Gene Ontology annotation, biological process: cytoplasmic translation; ribosomal large subunit biogenesis. Gene Ontology annotation, molecular function: structural constituent of ribosome. The coding region runs from base 114 to 443 and encodes 109 amino acids. Gene Ontology annotation, cellular component: ribosome; cytosolic large ribosomal subunit. Lineage: Eukaryota; Fungi; Ascomycota; Leotiomycetes; Helotiales; Mollisiaceae. The transcript has 5 exons. The record is from RefSeq and is a predicted model, not a curated record.
CGACAACGCCAAAUUCGACAAUAAAUCAACGAAGUCUUUUCGCCAGGACGUGUCGUUGACCACAUUCUCUCAACCUCUCGAACUGCCAUCUAGUACGAGAGACUGCAGUUAAGAUGCCUUCAGAAGCUGGUCACCGCCUCUAUGUCAAGGGUCGCCAUCUGAGCUACCAACGUGGCAAGCGCAACACCACCCCAGGAACGAGCUUGAUUCAGAUCGAGGGUGUCUCUGAUACCAAGGCCGCAAACUUCUACCUCGGAAAGAAGGUUGCUUUUGUUUACCGUGCGCAGAAGGAGGUUAGAGGAUCCAAGAUCAGAGUUAUCUGGGGAAAGGUCACUCGGCCACAUGGCAACUCCGGUGUAGUACGAGCACAGUUCCGACGCAACCUCCCUCCUAAGUCAUUCGGCGCAUCCGUGAGAAUUAUGUUGUACCCAUCUUCGAUAUAAGAGGGUGGAGUGGUCUGGAGUUGGUUGCGGUGGACGGUUGAUGACUUGCUACUAUUCGAUCACUGGGUUGGGCAGCAAAAUGAGCGCAUAGCCUUGCUGGUAGCAUUCGAAUGAAAGUAAAUACCAACCAGGUGGAUUGAAAGACUGUGAUAUGAUUUGGAGGCUCCGAGCCAUGAAGCGAUGCGGCUCCGUUGCAGAGACUGGGAAGGUUUAUAUGAACUGGGGCAUGCAGUAUAUGCGUUUCGAAUUGCGUUGUUUGUGUGUU